AUGCCCACCAACUCAGCUCAUUCUGAGCAAUUGAGCAACGGGCGCCUGAGAAGCGAAUACUAUGAGCCGAUUCCCCCGAAUUACUUCGCUCCCAAGCCUGGCGAUGAGGUAUUGAACAUUGGCAUCGUAGGCGCUGGGAUUGCUGGCCUGGCUACAGCAUCCGCCCUUCUGCAAAGUGGGCACCAUGUUUUUGAAAGAUCGUGUUUCGCCAACGAAAUCGGAGCUGCGAUUAAUAUGUGUCCAAAUGCAUCCAGAGUGUUGUCGUACCUUGAGUUCAACUUCCAUAGAGCUCGACCGGUUACUCUUGACGAGCAACGUCUUACUGACGGGAGGACUCUGGAAGUCCGGCGCACGCAGUUCACUCCGGAUUUCAAAGACCUAUAUGGCGCGCCAUUCCUCCUCUACCAUCGUGCGGACCUACACAAUGAGUUGAAGAGGACAGCGACAGAGCCCCGGCCACACACCUCAAAUGUCGCGAAAAUCCAUCUGUCAGCCAACGUGGUCGACAUUAGUCUCGAUGGGGAAAUAAGCCUGUACGAUGGAACAAAGUACAUGAAGGACGUAGUCAUCGUGGCGGACGGCAUCAGUACAAGAUUUGCUUCAAAGGUGGUAGACUCCGGCGAAGACCUCCGGAUAUAUCCAACAGGAUCUAUGGCGUACCGGUUCCUUGUCCCGGCAGAGAAGCUGAUGGAAGAUCCUCAAACUCGACAUCUCUUUGAGGGCGAAGCCAUGAAGAUGGUCAUUAGCCCUGCGGGAGACAAACGUCUGGUAUGGUAUCCGUGUCGAGGAGGCGAGCUCCAAAAUUUCGGCUUUUUCCUUCCAGACGAUAUAGAGGGAUUCGAAGAUGAAGUAUGGAGCAUACCUGCAUCGCGAGAGAAAUUUAUGAAAGCAUCCACCGAACUCCACCCUGACCUACAGGCCGUUUGCGGAAAAGCAGAAGAUCUCAAACUUUGGAGGCUCUGCAGUCGGAAGAAGCCACUAUCAAAGCUCGCCCGCGGUCAAGUCGUUCUUAUUGGGGACGCAGCUCACCCAAUGCUUCCUCAUCAAGGACAAGGCGGCGCAAUGGCCAUCGAGGACGCCGCUGCUCUGGGCGUUCUCUUGUCUGGGGUGAGAUCAAAGGAUGCGAUUCCGGAGCGUCUGCAACAAUUUGAGCAGCUGCGACUGAAGAGAGUGGCCGCGAUGGUCAUCUUCUCUAGUGUGGGACAAGACGAAGCCCACAGAAUCAAGGACAUAGUGCGACCUUUCGUUGACGGACCUCUGCCAAGCUGCCCAGCAGAAUACCACAUGUACAACUUCACGCCGAACGUGUUGCGUGACGCCAUGGAGCUACUUGAGAGUAAUCAAAAUAGCGCACGGCUUUAA
Molecule: messenger RNA, 1362 nt
Organism: Cyphellophora attinorum
Lineage: Eukaryota; Fungi; Ascomycota; Eurotiomycetes; Chaetothyriales; Cyphellophoraceae
Product: 3-hydroxybenzoate 6-hydroxylase 1
Exons: 9
Coding region: 1-1362 (453 amino acids)
Molecular function (GO): FAD binding; monooxygenase activity
Source: RefSeq, a predicted model, not a curated record